Messenger RNA from Brassica rapa (field mustard), 843 nucleotides. Its product is annotated as glutathione S-transferase T3-like. Lineage: Eukaryota; Viridiplantae; Streptophyta; Magnoliopsida; Brassicales; Brassicaceae. The record is from RefSeq and is a predicted model, not a curated record.
AUGGAUUCCCAUCCGUAUAUGAAUUUAAAUUUUGUUGAUCUUCUUCAAACUCAACAAGAUUCUGGCGUUGGUUCAGAAUCCUCACCUAUUCCUUUAUUUGGGAUGCAAGCAACCGAAGGUUCAAACUUCGAACCAGAAAGUCCUGUGGAGAGUAAAGUAAGACGCACGUGGACUCCAACACAUGACAAUGUCCUCAUCAGCUCAUGGUUGAACACCAGUAAAGACCCUAUCAUUGGGAAUGAGCAACGGAAUGAUGCUUUCUGGAAGAGGAUAGCAGCCUACUACUCGGCUAGUCCUAAAAUCGCUGACUGCGACAGAAGAGGGGCAUCACAGUGUAAGAAUAGGUGGCACAAAAUCAACGAAGCAGUGGGGAAGUUUUGUGGAGCUUUUGAAGCAGCGACUCGUUCUAAAACCAGUGGGCAGAACGAGACUGAUGUUCUCAAACAUGCCCACGAAAUCUUCUUCAACAACUACAAAAAGAAGUUCAUAUUAGAACAUGCUUGGAAAGAGCUAAGACAUGACCAGAAGUGGUGUGAUCUAUCUUCGCCUUGCGCUCAAGGAGAUUCCAAAAGGAAGAAGCUUGAUAACGGUUCGCAGUCAGGGUGCUCUGUAGCUGAUGAAGCAGGGACUCGACCCCCUGGUGUUAAGGCUGCAAAAGCCCGUGGGAAGAAACCAAUUGUUGAGGGAAAAGACGUUGGUGAGCUUCAGGUAAUGUUGGUUAAGAAGGAGAAGAUGUCCAAGAUGAAGCUUCUGGACAGGUUCAUGGCUAAACAAGAACCUCUAGAUGAUGAUGAAAUAGCUCUGAAGAAGAAGUUAAUUAAGGAAUUGUUGCUGUCUAAUUAG